Messenger RNA from Prorocentrum cordatum, 2067 nucleotides. The record is from the annotation of a GenBank genome assembly. Lineage: Eukaryota; Dinophyceae; Prorocentrales; Prorocentraceae.
GAGCCAAUGGGUGCGGUGAAGGUUGGUUUGAUCUAUGUGAACCCUGAGGGGCCUUUGAACGACCCGAACGAUCUGAACAGUGGGCAAAACCCAGAUCCAGAGAAGAGUGCCGUCGAGAUUCGGGAGGUGUUCGGCCGCAUGGGGAUGAACGAUUCUGAGACAGCUUCGCUGAUAGCAGGUGGUCAUGCUUUCGGCAAGUGUCAUGGUGCCGGCGUUAUGACGAGUGGCUUCGAGGGGCCGUGGACGACAACUCCUUCUCAAUGGACCAACCAAUUCUUGACUGGAAUGCUUGAUGAGGAGUGGGAGCAAGUCGCAACUCCAUCUGGGUCGGCGGUGCAGUGGCAGACGAAGGACAGGACCAGCAUCUUGGCUGGAACCAUGCGUCUGACAGCAGACUUGGCUCUUGUGAACGAUGAUGCGUACCUGGCGUUAGCGAAACAUUGGGUAUGUGACCAGCAGAAACUUGACAUAGCGUUUGCCGCGUCUUGGAAGAAGCUCGUGGAGUCUGGCGGUGGAUGGUUGCCCGUGGAAGACAGGAGGUGUGAGCCUGAGUCCAAGGUCACGUGGCCAGUGACACUCACGUCAGAAGAGUGCCUUGCCAUGGACAUCAAUCAGCGCGCAGUGUACAGGCACAUGCCGUUGACUACUCUGGGGCACGGGGCUGGUGGCACUUUGCACAAGAGUGCGGCGACCCAGCACGCGUGCAUGAUAGAGGCUGGGAGCAUCGAGGUGUUUCACAAGGAGCCCAUGGGUGCGGUGAAGGUUGGUUUGAUCUAUGUGAACCCUGAGGGGCCUUUGAACGACCCGAACGAUCUGAACAGUGGGCAAAACCCAGAUCCAGAGAAGAGUGCCGUCGAGAUUCGGGAGGUGUUCGGCCGCAUGGGGAUGAACGAUUCUGAGACAGCUUCGCUGAUAGCAGGUGGUCAUGCUUUCGGCAAGUGUCAUGGUGCCGGCGUUAUGACGAGUGGUUUCGAGGGGCCGUGGACGACAACUCCUUCUCAAUGGACCAACCAAUUCUUGACUGGAAUGCUUGAUGAGGAGUGGGAGCAAGUCGCAACUCCAUCUGGGUCGGCGGUGCAGUGGCAGACGAAGGACAGGACCAGCAUCUUGGCUGGAACCAUGCGUCUGACAGCAGACUUGGCUCUUGUGAGCGAUGAUGCGUACCUGGCGUUAGCGAAACAUUGGGUGUGUGACCAGCAGAAACUUGACAUAGCGUUUGCCGCGUCUUGGAAGAAGCUCGUGGAGUCUGGCGGUGGAUGGUUGCCCGUGGAAGACAGGAGUGACAUUUUUGGCGUCACAGAUAGCUGGCAAGAUACGGACUGCGUUGUGCAAGGAAAUUGCCAGGAGCCCAUGGGUGCGGUGAAGGUUGGUUUGAUCUAUGUGAACCCUGAGGGGCCUUUGAACGACCCGAACGAUCUGAACAGUGGGCAAAACCCAGAUCCAGAGAAGAGUGCCGUCGAGAUUCGGGAGGUGUUCGGCCGCAUGGGGAUGAACGAUUCUGAGACAGCUUCGCUGAUAGCAGGUGGUCAUGCUUUCGGCAAGUGUCAUGGUGCCGGCGUUAUGACGAGUGGCUUCGAGGGGCCGUGGACGACAACUCCUUCUCAAUGGACCAACCAGUUCUUGACUGGAAUGCUUGAUGAGGAGUGGGAGCAAGUCGCAACUCCAUCUGGGUCGGCGGUGCAGUGGCAGACGAAGGACAGGACCAGCAUCUUGGCUGGAACCAUGCGUCUGACAGCAGACUUGGCUCUUGUGAACGAUGAUGCGUACCUGGCGUUAGCGAAACAUUGGGUAUGUGACCAGCAGAAACUUGACAUAGCGUUUGCCGCGUCUUGGAAGAAGCUCGUGGAGUCUGGCGGUGGAUGGUUGCCCGUGGAAGACAGGAGGUGUGAGCCUGAGUCCAAGGCGACGGGGCAGCAAACAGACCCCCAAAAGAAUUUCCAUUCGGUGUGCGCCACGACGACCACUGAUGAUUCACAAGAAGCCAGCACUGCCACUAAAUUCUGUUUGUCGUUUUUGGCGGUGGUUUUCACCCCGUUCAGCCUUGGCGUGCACUCCUGGCUUGCGUAG